AUGGCAUCACGGCCUAUCCUGCUGCGAUUUGAAAGUCGCAACGGGCAGUUCCGAUUCUCCGUCAGCCCGCAGGAACUCUUCCCAUCCCUUCAACAAAAGAUCCUGGAACAGCUUCCGGCAGGUGUCGAUCCUUCAUCCAUCGUCAUCUCAAACAAACCUAUCGGCACGGGUGGUGAGGAGAGAGAACUAGAAGGCCUACAAGGCGUUUCAAUUCAACAAGUCGGUCUCAAACACGGCGACAAGCUCUUCCUCGGGUACCGGGAACAGACACAACAGAAUGGACCCUCGAACGGCGACACAUCUGUCUCUUCGGAGCGACGAUUAAACGGUGCCCCAAUUCCCCAGCAACAGACCGUUCCGGUCCGCCCCCAGGCACCCUCCUCCGCCACAAUCAAGAACCCGUGGGACGUGGUGAAGCAAUCCCCACUGGAUAACCUGCUGGACAAGAAAGAUGGCAAGAUCAAGCGGAAUAUGGAUCACAAGAUGUGCAAGCAUGGCCCCCGAGGCAUGUGUGAUUACUGCAUGCCGCUCGAACCAUACGAUGCGAAAUAUAUGGCCGAAAAGAAGAUCAAGCAUCUUUCCUUCCACUCAUAUCUGCGGAAGAUCAAUGCUGCAACCAAUAAGCCCGAAAUGGGAACCUCCUUUAUGCCACCGCUCAAUGAACCGUACUACCGAGUCCGAACUGACUGUCCAUCGGGACAUUCGCCAUGGCCAGAGGGUAUCUGCACAAAGUGUCAACCCAGCGCCAUCAGUCUGCAACCCCAGGAAUUCCGCAUGGUCGACCACGUGGAGUUCGCCUCUCCCGACCUCAUCAACUCCCUUCUUGACUUCUGGCGAAAGUCUGGUGCCCAACGUCUCGGCUUCUUGUACGGAACGUAUGAGGAGUACACCGAAGUACCACUAGGUGUCAAGGCUGUUGUGCAAGCAAUCUACGAGCCCCCACAAAUGGGUGAGGUCGAUGGUGUAACACUCCACGAUUGGCACAACGAGAAGGAAGUGGAUGAUGUUGCCAGUCUUUGCGGAUUGCAGAAGGUUGGUGUCAUAUUUACUGAUCUUCUCGAUGCUGGCCAGGGAGACGGCUCAGUGGUAUGCAAGCGUCACAUCGACUCAUACUUCCUGUCCUCGCUGGAAAUCGCCUUUGCGGCACGUCUUCAGGCGCAAAAUCCCAAAUUAACCAAAUGGAGUCGCACGGGACGCUUCGGUUCCGACUUCGUCACAUGUGUGCUCAGCGGCGAUGAUACAGGUGCUAUCAGCAUCAGCUCAUACCAAGCCUCUGUGUCUGCGGUCGAGAUGGUUCGUGGAGACAUCAUUGAGCCUUCCGCCGACCCUUCUGUGAUGCUGGUACAAUCAGAGACCGACGAGGAUCUCGGCGCCAGAACGCGGUACAUCCCCGAGGUCUUCUACCGCCGCAUUAACGAGUACGGCGCCAGUGUUCAAGAGAACGCCUCGCCGAGUUUCCCAGUCGACUUCCUGCUAGUUACCCUUACCCAUGGAUUCCCCACAGAGUCAUCCCCAUUGUUCAAGAACAGCCGCUUCCCCAUCGAGAACCGCGAAGUCAUUGGCGAAAGCCAGGAGCUACGACAUGUCGCCCAGAAACUUAUGUCCGGAGACCCACAAAAGGCCAUCCAAGGCGUAUCCGACUUCCACCUGCUAUGCUUCUUGCACGGACUCAGCACCUUCAAUAAGGAUGAGGAAUCCCUCCUAUGCCGCGUCGCGACAACACAAUCCCCCGCUGAAGGAAUGCAGCUGUUGAAUACCUCAGGAUGGGCGACGUUGAUGACCAUCCUUCAGGAGAGUGGUGAGCGCCCCCUAAGCGCCCCUGGCCCACCGCGGUUGAGUCUUCUCGCCCGGAUUCCCAAUCCCGAGGACGUCGCACCCCCCUUCUUCCCAUACAUCCCGCUCCAAUACUCCAAAUACAGAGGGUGA
Messenger RNA from Penicillium canescens, 1926 nucleotides. RefSeq names its product nuclear protein localization protein 4 (gene npl4). Gene Ontology annotation, biological process: ubiquitin-dependent protein catabolic process. Gene Ontology annotation, cellular component: nucleus. The transcript has 4 exons. Bases 1 to 1926 code for a protein of 641 amino acids. Gene Ontology annotation, molecular function: ubiquitin binding; ubiquitin protein ligase binding. The record is from RefSeq and is a predicted model, not a curated record. NCBI's taxonomy places the organism in Eukaryota, Fungi, Ascomycota, Eurotiomycetes, Eurotiales, Aspergillaceae.